AUGUCCCGCCACCGCGUCAAAUCACUCGAAUACGACGACGAUGCCUUUGACGAGGAGGAAGAUGACUACGGCGAGGAGGACCCUGAAGAGCAGGCGCAGCUUGAAGCUUAUACAAACCAAGUACUCAAUGAGCUUCGCACGGGGCAACCGCCCGUGACAACUGCGUCGCGACAAGAGGUCCAGGAAGCGCUGUGGCAUUACUAUAACGACGUUGCAAAAUCUGUUAACUAUCUUCGUGGCAAGAAGGUGAAGGAGAUCAACAAAAAGAAGGAAGCGGCGUCCACGUCAAAGUCGAAGGCAGCAGCGGUGUCCUCUUCCUACCCCAUUGACUACACGCAAGACCCUUUUCUUCAAUGCUCAGUUCCAUUCUCAGCGGCCGACUUCUUCCGUGAUACGCCGUGGUUGAACGUUCCGCAGCAUCGCAAGGCGGAUAUCAUUAUCGAAUCACUAUAUCCACGUCUGGGACUACCCGGAGGUGCUGCUGCACAGGAAGGAAAGAUGUCCAAGUUGGCUGCCCUGGCAGCGGCACGGAAGAAAAAGAAUAUCGAGAAGCCUUCCGACGGAGCAGAGACACUGUUACAGCCUCACCUCAGUGAACAGAAGCCUACUCCACGCUCGUUGUCAGAAAGGCUGGCAGUAAACAAUACGAGACCCUCUGUCAGGCCUGGGGGACUAUCCGGUAUCACCAGAGAGAGCCGUGGGAAUGGUGGUCGUGUUGCAAAUUCAAAGAGCACCCCAACGGUUUCAGAACCUCAUAAGAAGGCUGUUGCUCAGCCACCGGUUGACAAGGGGAGAAUAGUGCAAGAGACUGCAAAAAGGCAGCAGCCCUGGGAAGACAUGGACUUGUGUGCAGUUCCUUCAACCUUUGCAGCAACAAUCGUCGGAAACGAAAGUCCUUCUAAGACGUUACCUGGACCUAGCCACCUAUUCGGCAGCAGUUUUGAUGUUAUGCAUAUUUACCAGCAGGACAUGACUGAAGCAUUUGACUUUGCAGGACCCAGCCCCGAUGACGUUGUUCUCAAUGCACAGAGUGCAUCCAAAGGUCUGAAGUCAAAGCAACAGGCUGGCGCCAAAACAUCCGGGGACAAGAAGAAAACUCCGGAGGAUUUGUCGAAUGGAAUAAAAGCAAUGACAGUAGAACCGGUGAAAGUGAAGAGUAAAAAUCUGGACGUUUUGGCAGAAUAUAAAAAGUCGAAGCAAAAGAAAGCAGCAAAUUUUGUAGUUAUUGGACACGUCGAUGCUGGGAAAAGCACCCUUAUGGGGCGUCUACUCGCAGAUUUGAAUGCUAUCGACCAGCGAACAAUGGAUAAAUACCGGCGAGAGGCUGAAAAAGUCGGAAAAGGCUCGUUUGCCUUCGCUUGGGUGCUGGAUCAAGGCUCAGAAGAACGUGCUAGGGGAGUGACGAUAGAUAUUGCGACGAAUAAGUUUGAGACAGAUAAAACGCGGUUUACCAUUGUGGAUGCACCGGGACACCGCGAUUUUAUACCGAACAUGAUUGCUGGGGCUAGUCAAGCAGACUUUGCGGUUCUGGUGAUUGACGCCGGAACGGGGAAUUUCGAGUCAGGCUUAAAGGGUCAGACCAAGGAGCACGCUCUGUUGGUACGAAGCAUGGGCGUUCAGAAGGUUGUCGUUGCGGUCAAUAAGAUGGACAUGGUAUCGUGGUCGAAGGACCGCUUUGAUGAGAUCGAGCAACAAAUCUCGUCGUUUCUGACUACAGCAGGCUUUCAAUCCAAGAACUUGUCAUUUGUGCCUUGUUCUGGAUACCAUGGAGACAACAUCACUACGCGCAGCAAAGAUAAAAACGCCACAUGGUAUACCGGUCCCCUUCUGAUUGAGACCCUAGAAACGUCCGAGCCUUUCUUACAUGCUCUUAAUAAGCCACUGCGUCUUACUAUUGGCGACGUAUUCCGCGGCGGCGUGCAGAAUCCACUCUCGAUCUCCGGGCGUAUUGAUUCUGGAUCUCUACAAGUCGGGGACAGCAUUUUAAUUAUGCCCAGUGGAGAGUCAGCCUUGAUCAAGAGCCUGGAAACUGAUGGAGAGCCUAGUGAUUGGGCUGUGGCAGGCCAGAAUGCAGUUCUGCAUCUUGCCAAUAUCGACCCGGCUCAUCUCAGGUCAGGGGAUAUUGUUUGCAACCCUCAAUCUCCGAUCCAGAAUAUUCAAAGCUUUACUACCAAGGUGCUUGCAUUCGACCACUUGAUGCCGAUGCAGGUAGACGUCCAUCGAGGUCGACUGCACAUCUCAGGCCGCAUUAGUCGUCUCGUUGGCACGCUGGACAAAAGCACAGGGGCUAUCGCCAAAAAGAGACCGAAGAUUGUCCCUCCAGGGACUGUUGCAAGGGUUGUUGUGGAGAUGGACCAUCCUGUGCCCCUUGAAGCCCCUGCAAGAAUUGUGCUCCGUGCUGCGGGCAGUACUGUGGCGGCCGGACUGCUAGAGUGA
This is a messenger RNA of Talaromyces atroroseus, 2436 nucleotides long. RefSeq lists its product as hypothetical. Gene Ontology annotation, molecular function: GTPase activity; GTP binding. Gene Ontology annotation, biological process: translation. The transcript is spliced from 5 exons. The record is from RefSeq and is a predicted model, not a curated record. Bases 1 to 2436 code for a protein of 811 amino acids. NCBI's taxonomy places the organism in Eukaryota, Fungi, Ascomycota, Eurotiomycetes, Eurotiales, Trichocomaceae.